Eucalyptus grandis is the source of this 1445-nucleotide messenger RNA. RefSeq names its product F-box protein At2g27310. Lineage: Eukaryota; Viridiplantae; Streptophyta; Magnoliopsida; Myrtales; Myrtaceae. The coding region runs from base 88 to 1140 and encodes 350 amino acids. The transcript has a single exon. The record is from RefSeq and is a predicted model, not a curated record. Gene Ontology annotation, molecular function: protein binding.
UCCUCUCUCCCACUCUCUUUUCUCCCUACAACAACAUCAACCGAAACAAAAUCUAACUUUCCACGAACAACAACCGAAACACCCACCAUGCCCUCUCCAUCCACGCCCCUGGCCGGAGCCGACGCCGCCCCUGCCACCGCCCACGCCGCCACCGUGUUGACCUCCAUCCACCCGGACGUGAUCCGGACCCACAUCCUCACCCGCCUCGAUGGCCCCGCCCUCGUCGCCGCGACCUCCGCCUCCUCCCAGCUCCACUCCCUCUCCUCCUCCAACGACUGCCUCUGGCGAGACGUCUGCAUCGCUGCGUGGCCCUCUGUCCGCGACCCCCGCGUCGCUGAGGCCAUCGCUACCUUCCCCUCCGGCCACCGCUCCUUCUUCUCCGAUUCCUACCCCGUCCUCCACCACCAUAAGCUGCGCCGCCGCCGCUCGCCGCCGCCCCCAAUGGCCGAGUGUUUGAUCUCGGCCGUUGAUGUCCACUACGAGGGCGAGGCAAUAUUCUCCAAGGUCCACGAGACGGAGACGGUGUCCGGGUGGUUCGAGUGCUCGCCAUUCCGGGUCGACCUACUCGACCUGAAAGAGUCCGUCCCGACCAGGAUCCAGAAACCCGGGGGGACGCCCGAUGAGGCCUGGCUGAGGCACCUGGAGGAGAGCCUGUCCCUGAGCUGGAUCGUGGUGGACCCGGCCCGGAAGCGCGCGGCGAACUUCUCAACCCGGAGGCCGGUCUCAGUGCAGCGGCACUGGCUGACCGGGGACGUGCAGGUGCAGUACGUGACGGUGGUGGCCGGAGGGCCGCCGGGGUCGGCGGCGGAGCACGUGCAGUGCACGGCGACGGUCACGUGCGGGGGGAAGGAGGGCGGGGGGCUGCACGUGAGGGAGGUGAGCUUUCAGGUGGAGGACAUGGAAGGGAAGAGCCUGAGCGGGAAGGACAGCCUGGCGAUCCUCGGGGAGGCCAUGGAGAGCGGGGAGAGGAAGAAGGCGAAGCGAGCGAGCGAAGGGAAGGAGAGGUUCGAGGAGUACGAGGCGAGGAAGAGGGAGAGGAGGGAGCGGAAGCAGAGGGCGGAGAGGGCCCUCGACCUGCUGUGCAUCGUGGUGGGGGUCACCGCCUUCGUCGGCUUCUGGUCGUUCAUCCUCUUCAGAUGAGGACCGAACGAGAUCGGCAAUCGAGUACAGCGUGUUCAAACAGUAAACACAAGGUUUAUAGCAUUACAGAGAGAGAGAGAGAGAACGAUAGCAGAGAUUAUUAGCUAGGGUUCACAGAAUUCCUUCAUUCUUCUUCUUCUUCUUCUUCUUCUUCUUCUUCUUCUUCUUCUUCUUCUUCUUCUUCCAGCCGGCAUCGGGUCGGAUCAUGGAAUGGCCGAUGCUGAGCCGGUCGAGGAUGCACUGUAGAUCAAAUAAAAUAGCAUUUGUCAUCAACAGUUUUUUAUAUAAGCAAUUCUUUCGACCGG